CAUCACAUUAGUAAGAAGUUUUCCUUUGCCUGAGUUUGCUUGCGUUUGAUUGAUCCAUUGUAUCAUUGGAGUUCGCGCGCGAUCAACAUGUUGAUAAAUACAGCUCGGAGUAGUGAGAGUUUACUGAAGUUACGCCUGUGGUUUUAUGGUUUAGCAGAUCUGCACCUCAUCAUAGUUGGUGGAUAUUUACUAAGUAUCGAUAUGUCAAAAGAUGAAAAUCCCGCCGUCCGCGAGUAUAUGUAUACGAGGUGGAGAUUAAUAACUAUUUGGUUCAAUUUGAUAUCCCUCUUCUACUUUCCAAUAUGCUUCUAUUGCGAUUGGAAAGAAUUAAAAGGACAGUGGGACCAGCCCCGCGUCCGUAUCCUCAGACAAAUAAAAGAUGUAGUGAUGACUAGUAUAUUACUUCCAACGACAUUGUACAGUGAUUACCUAUUCUGGCGAGUGUGGAACAAGGACCCAGGUCUCAUCGGACCUGUGGCGGUAUUCGUGUACCUGCCAACCUGGGCUCAUCACUCGUUGCACACCGUGUCAGCUGUCGUUAUCACAAUGGAUCUACUGCUAGUUCCUCGACAACGUCCCGAAUCUCUUCUACCGGGUCUGGCACUUUCUACGGCGUUUGUUUCGGCUUAUACAAUUAUGGUCACAUACAACUACAUGCACGGUAUAGCUGUAUAUUCGAUUCUGAACAUUUUUAAUACUCCUAAGAAAGUGCUGCUUAUAAUUCUGGCCUAUAUAGAACACUACUUCUUUUACACUGUACAGUGGUGGGUACUUGACUGGGCGAGGGGUGAUCUUCAUCAUGCUAAAGAGAAGAUUUACUAAUGAUCAGUGUAUUUGUAAUGUGACUAAAUACAGCGGAUAUGUGCGGCUAGCAACCUGUAAACAUAAUAUUAUAAUGAAGAUAUAUUAUUUUGUAUACCGCUAGAUGUGGGUCCUAUUCGAUACCCAACAUUUUAAACUCUCAAUCGCUGAUAGUGUUAAUGAUUACUCAAUUAUAUUUUAAGUAAUACACGAGAGGUCGUGGGUUCGAUUCCCGCAUCGUUCAUAAAAUUUCGUUUUCAAAAUUUAUUUGUGUGUUAAUCCUAGAAGUGAGGGUUAUCACUUUAAAAAACAUAACAAAUGUUUUAGAUUUGCAAGAGCGACAUCUCAAGUCAAUUUUGUAAUAUGCAGAUAUUGGUGUUGAGCAGGUUAUCAACUGUAAAGUAGAUCCUGUAGACGAAGCCACAGCCUGAGAGUUGAACAUAGCAUACAAGAUUUUAUGACGAUACGUCACUCGAACGGUUAGCUCAGUUGGAAGAGCACUCGCACGGAACGGGAGAGGUCGUGGGUUCGAGUCCGCAUCGUUCAUAAAAUUUUGUUUUCAAAUUUUAUUUAUGUAUUAAUCCUAGAAGUGUGGGUUAUCACUUUAAAAGAACAUAACAAAUUGUUUAGAUUUGCAAGAGCGACAUCUCAAGUCAAUUUCCUACUAAGCAAAUAUUGGUGUUGAGCAGGUUAUCAACUCUAAAGUAGAUCCUGUAGACGAAGCCACAGCCUGAGAGUUGAACAUAGCAUACAAGAUUUUAUGACGAUACGUCACUCGAACGGUUAGCUCAGUUGGAAGAGAACUCGCACGGAACGCGAGAGGUCGUGGGUUCGAGUCCGCAUCGUUCAUAAAAUUUUGUUUUCAAAUUUUAUUUGUGUAUUAAACUUAUCUUCUUUCCCAUAUAAAAAUAUAGGGAUAUUUAAUUUUCCUAUAUUUUUAUACUUAGCUUGGUAAGUUUUGUGAAUAUUAAUUAAUACAUAUUAUAUGAUACAUUUGUGCGAAGUUGGUAUUGACCUAUUAUUAUAAGUAUUACUGUUUAUAUUUGACAGUAUAAUGCCGGUAUCCCGCAGGCUAGCCACUGACGAGCUCUAUAAAAAUCCAAGAGCUCCUUUCACACUACGCUAUACUAUUGUGAUAUAUAUAGUAUAGCAAAUAUGGACCUAAUGCCAUACUGUAUAGGAUGUCUUUCACAUUACGUGAUAUAAUCGCAAGUAUUUGUAUAUGGCAAGCUCAGUUUAAGCAACUUGGAAAUUCUAAUUCAAAUUCAAAUAUUUUUAUUCAAGAUGUGACAUCACUUAUUGAAAGUCAAAAACUACCACCCAUUCCAAAAUGAAUACCUCAGACCUGAGAAGAAAACGGGCGCAACAAUCUCAGCGGGCUUUUUUUUAGUUUAACUUAUUAAAAUCCAAGAGAUUUAGCAUUGCAAAAAACGAAAAACAUCUAUGGCUCAAGAAGGCUAAGUAACAUUAUAUCUAAUAUUUAAAACGAUUUGACAGAUAAUCUUCAAAAUUUAUAUAAAAUGAAUGGAAAAUAUACAGGCUUAUUAAAAAAACAUUUGUAGAACAACAGCCAUAUUCAUGUGAACUAAUGUAAAUAUUAAUAUACAAUUAUUUAAUUAUUUUAAUAUAACGUUGAAAACGCGAGCGACAACUUACCCAGAUAUACCCAUUAGGGGUUUUCGUGGUAUUUAGAUAUAGAAAAAUUAUUGCAUGAUUUGUUUUGAACAAUAAAUGACAGAAAAAAAAAAGUUGACGGCGAUCUUUGAAGAGUGUGCACACGAUCGACACAAUGGAUUUAAUACUGGUUAGGCUUGAAAGCUCAUUGAGCGAUGAUGACAAUACGGAAUUUGACACUAUCUUGUCAUUAAUGCAACAAAAAAAAUCCAGGAUAUCAAAUGAUAUAAGUUCAGAGGAGAACGUGGUGAUUUCAAAGUUUUUGAAGAUGGAAGAAGGAGGCAGAGGACGGCAGCACAGUAUAAACUCAUCCAACGCUCAAUUUUAUUGCGUAGUGUGAACGUGCCUUUAAUAAUGUAUAGUGUGCGGUAUUGUUGUGCUAUAUGCUCUUUAUAUUAUAGCGUAGUCUGAAAAGAGCUUUAUGGUAAGUGCAGAUGUGUUUCACAUGGCAACAAAUAGUAAUCUAAUAGUAUGUACGGUACAAUGUAGCUCAGAUUUUUCUAUUUUGUGACACAUAAUAUGCCUUCAAUACAAAUAAACAAAGGAAUAAUAUUAUGCUCAAGUUUAUAACGUUGCAAACCUUAUUGUGAAAUGUGAAUUAUUUGAUAGGAUUGAAUGUGUGUUCAUAAAAAUUUAAUAGAAGUUAUGUAAGAUUAAAGUAUGUUUUUUUGGUAGUAUUAGAUGUUUGUUUGUUAUAGAACAAACACAGCUAAAAAUGUAAAGAUUUUAAUUAUUGAACAUUACUAUAUAGCCGCUUUAUUUACUGUCAUAUCAUUUGGGACUGUAUAUGUGCCCUAUGAGGCCUUUGUUCAGCAGUGGACGUCUUCCGGCUGAUGAUGAUGAUGUGCCUUAUAGAUAUAGGUGGUGGUGAAAUGAAAUAGGUACCAUCCGCUCACAGUGUUGAGCACACCUAGCCUUUCAAAUGAGAGGGAAAGUUACGUUACUAAGGCUGAGAUCUAUAGAGAUUAUUUAGUCUCUGCUCAGAUCUUACAUACAUAAAACUUAGCUGGGUGUGAAAACCCAAGCUUGACUUGUGCAUUCUGCUGUCAAAUGGCUUAAAAACGAAAACAAAGAUUAUGCUAAGGUUGAACUCAGCUUUAAAUGAGUAAAGUCUGAGCUGAGUGUAAGUCCAGUGGGAGGCUCCUUUUCACAGGAUGCCGGCUAGAUUAUGGGUACCACAACGCGCCGUAGCUAGUGAAUUAAUGGGCAAAUAUGACUUAACAUGUUUUGUCUCAAGGUGACGAGCACAAUUGUGGUGCCGUACAGAUUUUUGGGGUUUUUCAAGAAUCCUGAGCGGCACUGCAUUGUAAUGGGCAGAGUUUAUCAAUUACCAUCAACUGAACAUGAAGCUCUUGUCCCAUAUUUUCAUAGAAAAUAGUAGGAUCUGUAGAUCUCAGCCUAAGAAGCUAGUCAAAGUUCCCGCGGGUAUACUAUCAACUGCACCGCGUGUUAUCGAUAACCAAAGUGGGGUAUGCACUAUGCGAGUACACUGGGUCCGAAUGCACUUGUAUUAGUACUCGGAUGCUAAACGUACAGUGUGAUCACGUGACUCGAAUGCUCUCAGAUAACUCUAUAGCUCCUAUACUAUCUAACACGAGUGCACUCGUUCCAAGUGUACUCAGAUAUGGUUUUAUGUAAUAAAUAUAUUAAUUUUAUCUAA
Molecule: messenger RNA, 4135 nt
Organism: Leptidea sinapis
Lineage: Eukaryota; Metazoa; Arthropoda; Insecta; Lepidoptera; Pieridae
Product: androgen-dependent TFPI-regulating protein-like
Exons: 4
Coding region: 88-822 (244 amino acids)
Cellular component (GO): endomembrane system; membrane
Source: RefSeq, a predicted model, not a curated record